This is a messenger RNA of Lotus japonicus, 1935 nucleotides long. RefSeq names its product putative protease Do-like 14. Lineage: Eukaryota; Viridiplantae; Streptophyta; Magnoliopsida; Fabales; Fabaceae. Gene Ontology annotation, biological process: proteolysis. Gene Ontology annotation, molecular function: serine-type endopeptidase activity. The record is from RefSeq and is a predicted model, not a curated record. The transcript has 8 exons. Bases 179 to 1060 code for a protein of 293 amino acids.
UUCAACACUAAACACCUCCCUUUCAACACAAAGAUAGUCUAACACAUAAAUUCUUGUUGGGCCAUAAACUUUUAGGCCUCGGCCUAGUUGUCUGAUAAUCUCUGGCUUUGGAGACAGCGGAACUAUGCUAUGCUUCUCUUGCUGUAUGGUGUGUAGCUGUUGCUGAAGUUCAACGUUAAUGGUUGUGAUGAGCAAUUUCUUGAGAAAAGCUGGGCGGUUUAACGUGGUUGGAGCUGUGGCGAUUGUGGCAGCUGGUUCAACUCUUGUAUACUCCAAAUCCAGUAACAUCAUUCAUUCCAGGAAACUUGAACUGUCUUCUUAUACAACUAAUCCUGUUCUUCCAUCCCUCAUAGCAUCGUGUAAGGAAGCUUCUGGAGCUGUUCUUGAUGAUUUGUCAAAGGCGGCGGCGGCGUGUGGUCCAUUUGGCAGAGAUACUAUUGCCAAUGCUGCUGCUAAAGUUGGACCUGCUGUUGUUCAUUUUGAAUUCCCACAAUAUUUUUUAGGUUCUCAUGUUGGAUCUCGUAUAUGCUCCGGAACGAUCAUAGACAAGGAUGGGACAAUAUUGACAUGUGCUCAUGCUGUGGUUAGUUCAUCUAAAGGCAAGAUUGAAGUCACUUUGCAAGAUGGAAGGACGUUUGAGGGGAAAGUGGUAAAUGCUGACACUGAGUCAGAUAUUGCUAUUGUGAAGAUCAAUUCUGAAACUCCACUACCAGAAGCAAAACUUGGUUCUUCAAGUAGGCUUCGUCCUGGGGAUUGGGUAAUAGCCAUUGGUUCUCCGCAUUUCCUUCAGAACACUGUCACUGCUGGUAUUCUAAGUUGCGUCAACCGCAAAAGUCGUGAUUUGGGUAUGAGUGGCAUGCCGAGAGAGUAUCUACAAGCAGAUUGUACAACUAGUAGGGGAAAUUCUGGAGGGCCUCUUGUCAACAUGGAUGGAGAGGUUGUUGGCGUGAACAUCAUGAAAGCAAAGGAUGUUGAUGGGUUCAGUUUUUCCAUACCAAUUGACUCCGUGGAUAAAGUUAUAGAGCAUCUCAAGAAAAGGGGGAGUGUAUUACAGCCUUGACAUGGGCUAAGGACGCUUGAUCUCAAUCACUCAAUGAGAUGAUUGCUGAAAAGAAAAAAUGCUUCAUUCCCUAAUGUUAACGAUAAUAAGGGAUUUCUCAUACCAAUCUAAUGUCCCUAUUUGAUCCUUUCUAUAUAUCCUUCUUCUUUCACUCUUGAGAUUCUUGUUUGUGUAAUUUUUCAAUGUAUAUAUUUACUGAAUGGAAUUUUUAUGCAUUGUUUUCUUAGAUAAAUAGGUUGCAACAUUGUUGGAAACACUGGUUAGCCAUAAGUAAUAAUGAAGUGAUUUAAGCUGAAAUUUCUUCUGUUCUGAGUGCAAUGCUUUGGUCAAUAGCUAGUAUUUCUUUUUCUUGGGAUAUCAUGUCAGCUUCUCAAAGGUAUUGUUCUAGUGAUGCAGCAGUCAGUUCACACAUUCACCAUAGUUAGCUGCAUUCUUGAGAAGUGGCUGCUUGUGGAUUUUUGGGGCUCAGAAUUAGGGAUGGAUGUUGAGAAAAAGGCUUGUUGGUAUUUGCGAAUGAAAAAGAAAAUAGCAAAUAGUAUAAAACUAGAAAAUGGUAAACUAGAAAACAGUGAAACCAAAAGGGCAGGUGGACUGGCAUGACCUAAUGUCUAAUUUGAUUAAUGAUCUAUGCCUUUUGUAAAUCAGCAUUUUCAACUUCUACUUCAUGGCAAUUAGUCACUUAACUCCAGUUAUUAUAAAAAUAGGUUCAUUUGUUAACUUGAAUAAACUUAUUAGUGAUAAACAAGUCCUUAAGACUGAAAAUAGUCACUUGUUCAAAAUUAGUGAAUUAAUUUCAAAUUAAUAAAGUGACCCAUUACAAUAAUAGUUGAAAUUUAGGGACUGUUUAGGGCAAAAUUAAAAUUGAAGGUCUCUAU